AUGCACGUAGGUGGAGAAUGGAUUGAUAAAUCCAACAAAAUUGACGUACUUAGCCCUUUCGACGGUUCAGUUGUUGACACUGUUCCCAGAGGCGAUACAGGCGACGUUGAAACCGCUAUUCAAACCGCAGAACGCGGCGCAAAAAUCAUGGCGGGGAUGACAGGCUAUGAACGUUACGAGAUUCUGCGUAAAGUUGCGGACUUGAUGGUGGAACGGGCGGGUGAACUUGCCGAGGUUAUCACCCGUGAAGAGGGAAAAAUCCUCGCCGAGGCAACAAUUGAAGCCACCCGCGCUUCCGAAAUUAUCGCCCUCUCUGCAGAGGAAUCGAAACGAUUGACCGGUGAAACGAUUCCCCUUGAAGGUGCACCCGGUGUCAAAGGCAAACUCGGCUUUACUGUGCGCGUACCGUGUGGUAUCGUUGCUGGCAUUAGUCCCUUCAACUUUCCACUGCACCUUGUCUGCCACAAGGCUGGUCCUGCAAUUGCUGGUGGAAACGCGAUUAUCAUCAAACCCGCGACAGACACACCGCUCUCCGCACUGAAACUGGUGGAACUCUUUUUGGAAGCAGGCACACCGCCUGAGGCAAUUCAGUGUGUGACGGGACCCGGCGGCGAAAUCGGUGAUACCCUCUGCGGAGACCGUCGCGUCCGAAAAAUUACUUUCACCGGUAGCCGUGAUGUCGGCGAGCAUAUCUGUAAGGUCGCAGGGUUAAAGCGCGUCACGAUGGAGCUCGGCUCGAAUUCACCGCUCAUCGUCAUGCCCGAUGCGGAUCCCGAAAAGGUCGCUCGUGCAGCGGCGGCGUCCGGUUAUUCUAAUGCAGGACAGGUCUGUAUCUCAACGCAGCGCGUCAUCGCACACGAGAAAAUCUACGGUGAUUUCUUAGAUGCAUUCCAAGCCGAAGUCGCUCAAAUCAACACCGGCAACCCCUCUCACAGAAGGAACGCGGAUGGGGCCGAUGAUUCGAGAAGGCGAUGCCGCCCGUGUCGCCGAAUGGAUUCAGGAGGCUGUUGCCGAUGGAGCGGAACUCCUCACCGGUGGAGAGAAGCAGGAUCAAUUUGUUACACCUGCCAUUCUCGCCAACGUCAAGCCAGAGAUGAAGGUCUCCUGUGA
This is a messenger RNA of Geodia barretti, 1110 nucleotides long. The record is from the annotation of a GenBank genome assembly. NCBI's taxonomy places the organism in Eukaryota, Metazoa, Porifera, Demospongiae, Tetractinellida, Geodiidae.